AUGGCUUCGACUGAAGAACCCGUUCCGGCUCCCGCCCCCGUUGAAAGCGAGGCGGAGAGCCAGGCCCCCGCUACCCCGGUCGAUUCGACCCUCCUGUCCGGCAGUGAGGACCCGGUGACCAGCCCGGAUGCUUCCAAGGACAAGGAGAACGUGACCUCCUCGCCGGAGAAGAAGUCCGCCACCUCGUCCGCGACCAGUACAACCACGAAGCGGCCGGUCGCCUCUACCACUACGAAGCGACCCAGCUCGAUCUCUGGAGCCUCCAAGACUACGUCCACCGCGCGUUCCUCGACGAAUGGAAGCACCUUGAGCAAACCCCCGACGCGUCCCACCACCACCUCCACGGCCCGCAAGCCGCUGAGCACCUCGACGACUGCCUCGCACCGUUCACGCGCCUCGAUCAGCAGCUCGGCGGAUGAGAAGGCUCGAUCCGUGGCCAGCUCCGGGGAUGAGCGCCGCGGGAUCUCCAGUACGGUCAAACGCAUGUCCAUGGCUGGGACCUCAACCCCUCGUGCCCCAGGAAAGUCGACAACUUCCACUCUGGAUCGGCGCUCGAGCAUUGCUGGUUCCACGACCGCAGAGAAAAGGGGCUCUCUUGUGUCGCGCUCGAACACAGUGUCGUCGCGACCCUCGACUUCCCGCCCUACGACGUCCUCCACGAGCGCUGCACGGACCACUACCACCACCACCAGGCCAUCCACGACCACAACGCGGCCAACAACCACAAGCACCGCCUCGAAAAGGCUCAGCACGGUCACGAAGAAGCCGGAGGAAUCCGCCGAGAAGCUGCAGUCUCUUCAGACGAAACUCUCCGAGAGCGAAGCAACCGUCACCUCCCUGAAAGCAGAGUUGGAGGGUGUGAAUGAGAAGCUGGCCCAGCUCUCCGUGUCCCCGGAAGGAGACAGCGCCAAGGAUACCGAAGAGCUGAACACCAUCCGUGAACAGCAUACCGCAGAGAUUGCCCGGAUGGCUGCAGAGCAUGAGAAACAGCUCAAGACAUUGCGCGCUCAGCUGGAAGAGGCCGAGACCCAGCGGAAGGAGCUCGAAGAGAAGACUCUCAGGGAUCUGGAAGAGGCGGCCAAGUCGGCGGCGUCUCAAGGCGACGAACAGACUGCUGCGACUCUCGAGGAACUGAAGUCUCACCAGGCCCAGUUGGAGUCCGUUAAGCAGGAGUUGGCGGAACAGAAAGCUGCAGCGACUCAAUAUGCAGACGAGGUGGCAUCUUUGAGGGCCGAGCUGGAAGCGCAGAAGGGCAGUCUGGAAGAAGCCAAGAACGCCAUUCUGGAAGAAAAGGCUUCGGCUGUAGAUAGUCUCCAGCGUGAACUCAAGGGUCGCGAUCAAGUGAUUGAGGAAGUCAAGAUGCAGAUGGAAAAACUCCAUCAGGCCAAGGAGGAAGAGGCUCGUGCUGCGGAGGAAUCUGCUCGGCAGUCGGUGGCGGCAUUGGAAGAGAAGGUCGCUUCGUUGGAAGCUAAACUAGCUGACGCCGAAUCCGCCUCCAAGGACAGCGACCAGACCACUACCGCCCUCGCUGAAAAGGAGAAGGAAGUGGAGGGUCUGAAGCAGACCAUGGAAAAGCUGCAGGCGGACCUCCAGGAGGCCAGGGACACCGCAGCCAAGGAUUUGGAUGAAAAGCUGAAGGAAUUGGAUGCCAAUCAUUCCGCGGCAAUUGCCAAGCUGAAAGCCGAGCAUGACGAAGCGAUCGCCUCUGCUGCCGCCCACCAUACACAGGAACUGAGUGUUGCGAAAGCGGCCGCGGAAUCUGCCGGUUCCACUCACACCGAAGAACUCAUGAAGCUGAAGAGCGCCCUCGAGGCCGCCGAGGCUGCGGCGAAGCAGAGCCGAGAGGAUGCGAUCAGGGAACUCAAGGCUGCUCAUGAAACGGAACUGCAGACUCUCCAGCAGAAGCUUGAUGCUUCUGAACAAUCCCUCAGCGAAACCCGCCAGGCCCUUGAGCAAGGCGCUAACUCGGCCCAGGAGGUUGCCAUCCAGGAAAUUGGACAGCUCAAGGAGAAGGUUGGUGCCUUGGAGUCCCAGCUUGGCACUGGGCACAGCGAGAUCAAGGCUCUACAAGAUGCAAUUCAGGGCAAACAGCAGGAAGCUGAGGCCCUGCAGCAGAGCCUGAUUGCGUUCGAGAACAAGACCAAGGCCAAGGACGCUGAGCAAGAGAACCUACUGAAGGACCUGGAAGCGCGGGCUACGAUGGGGGAGAACGCCCUCCAGCAGCAUCAGCAGCAGGCUGCGUCUGUUGCCGAAAAACAUGCGCAGGCUGUGGAAGCCUUGAAGGCUGAGCACGCUGCCGCUCUCCAGAAGGCUGUUUCUGAUGCGUCCGGCUCGCAUGACCAAGCACUCAGUGAGCUCCAGGCCAAGUACGACGAACUGCUCGCUACCAACCGUGAACUCGAAUCCGCCCAUGCGCAGAAAGUCCAAGCUCUCGAGGCCGAGCUUAAGUCUGCCCUGGAAACUCAUGCGAGCGAGAUCGCUGCGCAGACCGAGCUCCGCGAAAAGACCGUUGCGGAACUGCAGAAAGAGUGGGAGGUGACAAAGGCCAAGUUGGAGGCUGACCUCGAACAUGUGCGUACCUCGAAGUCCGCGGAGACGGAUGCCGAGCACAGCAAGGCCAUCGAGGAGCUGCUGAAUGCCCACGAAGCGAAGCUUUCCAGUGUCCGUGACGAGCUGGAGACCGCCAACAAGGCAAAGCUUGAUGAACUCCAGAAGUCUCAUGAAGCUGCCCUGGCUGAGGUCAACGAGAGAUUGGCCCAGGCUCAGGCUACUGCUCAGGACACUUCUGCUGUCGAUGGACUACAGGCAACCAUUGCUGAGUUGCAGCAGAAGCUCGCCGAUGCUGAAAAGAUCGCUGCUGAGUCACGAUCCGUUGCAGACACCCACGUCGCCAAUCUGUCAAAGAUGGAGGCUGAGAAGAAGGAUCUGGAGCAGAGACUGAACGAGGCCACCAGCCGCACCCAGGAGCUGGAAAAGUCCAUUGGUGCUGCCGAGAGCACCAAGUCCGAACUGGAAACCGUCCUGAAACAGCUCGCUGCAUCCCAAGAAGACCUUGCCCAGUUGAAAUCCAAGUAUGAUGCUGUCAACGGCGAUCUCGAGGAGCUGAAGACUCAGAACAAGGCCAUGGAUGAGAAGCUCGCCCAGGGUGAGAAGGACCUGAACGACCAGAUCGACAAGAACAUGUCCCUCCUUAACCAGCUGGGGGAGGUCGAUUCCGCCAUCUCUGGUAGCCGCAAACGCGUCCGCGAGCUUGAGGCCGAGUUGGCCGCGCUGAAGGCCGAUAACGCGAUGUCCACUGGCUUGGAGGGCAGCCGGUGGGCGACCGAGAAUGAGAAGAAAUCUGGAGAGGGUGCUGGUGCUGGUGCCGUCGCAGGGGAAGGUGAGGAUCUUGGUUCAUCUAUUGAGGGAACGAUGGCCAGCAUCCAGGAGCAGCUUAAGCACAUCCGUACUGCUAAUGAUGACUGGUACGACGAGCAUCGACGACUGAUUGGCGAACUUGCCCAAUUAUCGCAACGAGCGACGCCCGAUGCGAGAAGUCUAACCUCGACGCCCCAGCCGGAACGCUCGAACGACAGUUCGGGCGACAACCGCGCCAGUGACUGA
Messenger RNA from Aspergillus terreus NIH2624, 3603 nucleotides. Its product is annotated as M protein repeat protein. The coding region runs from base 1 to 3603 and encodes 1200 amino acids. Lineage: Eukaryota; Fungi; Ascomycota; Eurotiomycetes; Eurotiales; Aspergillaceae. Gene Ontology annotation, cellular component: Golgi apparatus. The transcript has 3 exons. Gene Ontology annotation, molecular function: small GTPase binding. The record is from RefSeq and is a predicted model, not a curated record. Gene Ontology annotation, biological process: Golgi vesicle transport.